AUGGAAACUAUAGAAGAAAAUUUAAAAGAACUUCAAAGCAUGUUAAGCGAUGAAAAUAUUAAAAAUAUCGUUAAAGGUUUUAAAGAACUUGUCGAAAUACCAAAAACUUUUGAAAAUUAUCAAAAAAUCGUUAAUUACGACACCAAGUUACGUCAAGUAGCAGAUUGUUUAAUAAACGAGAGAUUAAUAAUCAAUUCUCGGGAAUCUAAGAAUCCAGAUAAUAAUAAUGAUAUCCGGAAAUUUUCUACUUCUUUGAUUUAUUUAAAAUUAUUAGCUAAUAAAAUAACUUAUCCAAAAAGAAUAGAUAUUAUACAAGAUGUGAUGAACUCUCCUUGUAAAGAAGAAAUCUUGUUCAAUUAUGCUCUGUCAGAGGAUGAAAUUAACAAACGUUACCGAAAACUCGCGUUGAAUUUCCAUCCAGAUAAAACAAAUCGACCAAAUACCCCGUAUUCUCUUCAAGGUGAUCAUAAAAACCUAGGCUGGAUGUUUCAUAAGAGAAAUGCAGACGAACUUUGGAAAAUUACGAUUGAAUACCGUAAUGCAGCUAAAGGACAAUGGGAUAAACUAAAAAUUCUAAAUAAAGAUGACAUCAGCAGAUUCUCUUCUGAAGAACUGGAGUUUAAUAGCGUAAGUUAUGGAUUACAGGCCUAUAAAGAAUACAGAGCAGCAUGUAAAAUUGUAGAUAUAGCUAAACAACUAAAAGAACAAGUAAGAUUACGAGGAAAUAUCGCAUUAUGCUUAUAUGUCUCUAACCGACUUUUAGAAGCCCAGUUAUAUGCGUUAUCAGCAAUUAAGUUAAUUUCAAAAUUCUCAAGAUAUUACGUUCCAUGA
Funneliformis caledonium is the source of this 831-nucleotide messenger RNA. The record is from the annotation of a GenBank genome assembly. NCBI's taxonomy places the organism in Eukaryota, Fungi, Glomeromycota, Glomeromycetes, Glomerales, Glomeraceae.